AUGGCCUCGAUGGGGAUGCAGAUGCUGGCCGGCGCCCUGUGCCUUCUCGGUUGGGCAGGGGUCAUCGUCAUCUGCUUACUGCCAAUGUGGAGGGUCUCGUCCUUUGUGGGUACCUCCAUCGUCACCUCCCAGAUUUUCUGGGAGGGUAUUUGGAUGGCCUGUGUGGUCCAAAGCACAGGUCAGAUACAGUGUAAACCUUACGAGUCCCUCCUUGCCCUCAGCAGUGACAUGCAGGCUGCCAGAGCUCUCACUGUCAUUUCAAUCACUGUAGGUGCAGCAGGACUCAUUAUGGCCUUUGUUGGAGGAAAGUGCACCCGCUUCUUGGAUGAAACUGGAAAUGGGGCAAAGGGCAAGAUGGCUGUUGUGGCAGGAGCAGUGUUGAUGGCUGCAGGUCUGUUCUGUUUGAUUCCUACAUCUUGGGUGGCUGGGGCUUUAGUGAAGAACUUCUACAGUGCCUACAAUGAUGCUCAGAAGAGGGAGAUUGGUGCCUGUCUAUACAUUGGCUGGGGAGCAUCUGUUUUGCUUGUUCUGGGAGGCGGUUUGUUCAUCAGCUCUGCACGCCCCAUAAAAGCCCAUGACACAGAGAAGAGGACAUCUGUGCGUUACCAGGUGGUUCGCUCCUACAAUGGGUCCAACCUGGGGGGUUCUCAUCGCAGCAGGGCGCCAUCAGCAAAGUCACUGCCUAUUGGAGUGGACUACCCCAGGCCUCAUGGCUAUGAGGGAGUGACUUCAAAGCCCCAGCAGUACCCAAGGCCUCCAUCCUAUCAGGAUAUGUCUGAGCAGGGCUCAAAAGAGGAGUCAGAGAAAUCAUGGGCACCUUCAACAAAGUCACAACUGAAAAAGGCAGACUCGACAAAAUCGAAACACAGUGAUGUACCAUCUACAAAGUCUCAGCUGAAAGAAGGAGAAAUGGAAGACACCUUAUCAGUUAAGAGUGACGGGGAAGAUUUAUCCUCAAACCCACCAAAGACAUACUUAUAA
Messenger RNA from Pelmatolapia mariae (spotted tilapia), 981 nucleotides. RefSeq names its product claudin-4-like. Gene Ontology annotation, molecular function: structural molecule activity. Gene Ontology annotation, biological process: cell adhesion; bicellular tight junction assembly. The transcript has a single exon. Gene Ontology annotation, cellular component: bicellular tight junction; plasma membrane. The coding region runs from base 1 to 981 and encodes 326 amino acids. The record is from RefSeq and is a predicted model, not a curated record. NCBI's taxonomy places the organism in Eukaryota, Metazoa, Chordata, Actinopteri, Cichliformes, Cichlidae.